Aspergillus ochraceoroseus IBT 24754 is the source of this 1765-nucleotide messenger RNA. Its product is annotated as sugar transporter-like protein. The coding region runs from base 1 to 1512 and encodes 503 amino acids. Gene Ontology annotation, biological process: transmembrane transport; carbohydrate transport. Gene Ontology annotation, molecular function: carbohydrate:proton symporter activity. The record is from RefSeq and is a predicted model, not a curated record. NCBI's taxonomy places the organism in Eukaryota, Fungi, Ascomycota, Eurotiomycetes, Eurotiales, Aspergillaceae. Gene Ontology annotation, cellular component: membrane. The transcript has 10 exons.
AUGGUCAAGAUGGAUGUAUACGGCCGAGGGCUGAGCCUUCGUCUGGCUAUCAUGUUCACUUGCCAAAUAGCUUUCGUCCUGUUCGGGUACAACCAGGGCGUGUUUGCGGGCAUCAUUGGGAAUGGAGACUUUCUCCGCGUCGUCGAUGACCCCAGCUCUGCCGUUCUGGGGAUGAUCGUAGGCAUAUACAACCUUGGUUGCUUGACCGGAACGGUUGUGGCCUUUUUAACGAGUGAAAACCUCGGGUUUCGAAAGUCGAUAUGGCUUGCCAUGGCUUUACUGACGGCUGGGGCGAUCCCACAAACCUGCUCGUUUUCAAGGACCCAAAUGCUGGUGUCGCGAUAUAUCGGCGGCAUUGGCACGGGCAUCAUGACCUCCACAGUGCCCGUGUACCAAUCUGAGCUAUGCGAGGCUCGGAACCGAGGAAUGUAUGUGUGCAGCCAGCCUCUGGCCGUGGGGGUUGGCAUUGUGAUAGCCUAUUGGCUUGACUAUGGAAUGAGCUUUGCCGCGGGAUCGAUCGACUGGAGACUCCCCAUUGCCUGCCAGAUGAUUUUGAUUGUCAUUGUGGCCAUUCUUGUGCUUGGACUGCCAGAAAGCCCCCGAUGGUUGUGCCGCAAGGGUUGUGCCGAAGAGGCCGUGCAGGUACUCUGUGACUUUUACGACCGGUCCUCCGAUGACCCCAAGGUUGUCAAUGAAGCCGAGGGCAUUUUCAGAGCUAUCGAGCUGGAUAACAUCCGAGGAGAGUACCAAUGGUCCCAGUUGUUCAAGAAGGAUGAGCUUCAAACUGGUCGACGCGUGCUUCUCGCGUAUGGGUUGCAAUUCAUGAACCAAAUGGGAGGGAUUAACAUCAUUGUCUCGUAUGUUACAACAGUCUUGGAGGUCAAUGUAGGCCUCGACAAGAAAACCAGCCUGCUCCUUGGUGGAGUGAUCCAGAUCAUGUUUGUCAUCGGAUCGUUUUACCCGACCUUCUACUCCGAUCGACUGGGCCGCAAGAAGCCAAUGAUGUGGGGAUCCUUCGGGCUGUUCAUUUGCAUGUUGAUGAUCUCCAUUCUUCUUUCAUUUAAAGGAACGCCUCAGCAAUCAGUGGCCGGAUGUGCCUCUGUGGCGUUUUUCUUCCUUUUUAUGCUCAUCUUCGGAGCUUCAAUCAACUGCAUUCCAUGGGUUUAUGGACCGGAGCUUCUGCCCAUGCAUGUGCGGUCAAAAGGCAAUGCAAUCGGAAUCUCCGCAAACUGGCUAUGGAAUUUCUUCGUGGCCAUGAUUGGCCCAACCAUGAUCCAUGAACUAGAAUGGAAGGGAUACCUGAUAUUCAUGUGUUUGAAUCUGAUAUUUAUUCCGAUCAUCUACUUUUAUUAUCCGGAAACAGCCAAUCUCAGCCUCGAGGAGAUCGAUUGCCUCUUUAUGGGGAAAGCUCACGACACUGACAAUGACAAGGAUCACGACCAGCACCAGGAGUCUCCGACGGAUACGGAUGUGAAGAGUGCAAAAUGGGAGGAAGUUGGUUUUCCUAUUUAAUUAUACUACACACUCACUACACUACAUUUUUAUGUAGUUUACUGUGAGAGACUGUAGUGGUGGUGUAUGAGAUGGUUGGAAACUCAGACAAGAGAGAGAGAGAAAGAGAGAGAGAGAGAGAGAGAGAGUUGGAUUGCACAAGCUACAGAUGCAAGAUUAGCAAUAUCGUUGAAGAGGAAGAGGAGCAAGAGGAAGAGAAAGGUAGUAGGGCAAUCCCAUAGUUAGAUAGAUACUCUUAAUGUUUACUGUUUAC